This is a messenger RNA of Lactuca virosa, 2532 nucleotides long. The record is from the annotation of a GenBank genome assembly. NCBI's taxonomy places the organism in Eukaryota, Viridiplantae, Streptophyta, Magnoliopsida, Asterales, Asteraceae.
AUUCUUCAGUCAAAAGGGAGAAGAGGUUCACGAUUUCCUUUUCUUGUUUUGCACGGACAGUAGUAGAUACACAAACAUACCUGCAACAUUUGUUUUAUUCAGAGGCAGAAACAGAGAGAUUCGGUGUUGGAUCUUGCCGGUGAAUCGCCAAUCUCAUUUCUGAAGCAUUCACGAGCUCUUCAUUGUAGAUACGCUUCUCAGUUCUCUGAACCAAAAAGCCCACAUCUUUCACUUAGUUUGUAACUCAAUCUGUGUGUUCCAAGACUUGAACUCGCGCAAUUGUACUGGGUUUAUGUGCUUUUGAACCGAUGAAACAUUGGCGUGUUGAUUGAUGAUUUCUGGUUAACCGGAGCUCCGAUUUAGAAAAAGAGAAAUAAAAUGUUCAAGUCGGCGAGAUGGAAAAGCGAAAAGAACAAGAUAAAAGGUGUAUUCAAGUUGCAGUUUCAUGCAACACAGUUGACACAAUUAGAAGGAGAUUCGUUGAUGAUAUCCGUGGUUCCUGCUGAUGUUGGAAAAGCAACCUCAAGAUUAGAGAAAUCCAAAGUUCAAGAUGGAAAUUGUUAUUGGGAAAAACCACUUUAUGAAACGGUUAAAUUCUCUCAUGAUACAAAAACCGGAAAGAUUCAUGAGAAAAUCUAUUACUUUAUUGUGGCAAAGGAUUCUUCAAGAUUUGGUGGUGUUGGAGAGGUUUCAAUUGAUUUUGCAACUAUUUUGCAUGUAUCAGUUCAAAGGGUGCAGGGAUCUUUCGAUAGGGAAAUUGAUAGAAGUGAGAGUGCAAACAACCAUGAUCAAAGCUUGAUGAGACGCUUUAGCAAUGGUAGUUUUGAAGGAAGCAUUAGAAGUAAUCCUACUGAAGAUCAAAUGGCAUCCAAUGAAUCAGAUAUCAAUUUUUCAAGAUCCAGUAGCAAUUCCACACUCAAUACCCCACAAAAACAGGAACCUAAAAAGAUAAAACCGACUCGUGAAUCAUCAAUAAAAGAAGAUAAAUCAUUGCAAUGGGAUUGGUUAAAUGGUUCUAAUCCCAAAUUAAGUACAGAUGAUUCUUCAACAAGUACAUUAGGAGAAACUUCAGAAGAAAGUUCUUCAGAUGUCAUCAGUCAAAAGCUCAAGGCUGAAGUUGUAGCUUUGACUAGACAAAAUGAUGUUUCUGAGCUAGAAUUACAGACACUUCGUAAACAAAUCAUGAAGGAAAUCAAAAAGGGCAAUGAACUUUCACGGGAAGUAGCUCAACUUAAAGAAGAAAGAAAUGUCUAUCAGAAUCGCACAGAAGAAGUCAAAGUCAAAGUCAAAGAUGAUCCAUGGGCCCUUCUUGAUGAACUACAGAAAGAAUUAAACCGUGAGAAAGAUUUAACCUCCAAUCUCCAGUUACAACUUCAAAAAAUGGAAGAAUCAAACAAGUUGGUUCUUCCUUUAGAAAAGUCAAAGUCAAAGUCAAAAUCUGAGACAGAUGAUGAAGAUGAUGAUGAGGCGCAAAGGGUGUUGGAAGAGAUUGUUAAAGACCAUAGUGGCAUUAAAGAAACGUAUUUACUAGAACAAAAGAUUAUAGAUCUUUAUGGUGAAAUUGAGUUGUAUAAAAGAGAUAAAGAUGAACUUGAAAUGCAAAUGGAGCAAAUAGCACUAGAUUAUGAAAUCUUGAAGCAAGAAAACCAUGACAUAUCUUAUAAACUUGAAAGAAGUCAACUUGAAGAACAACUCAAGAUUCAAUACGAGUGUACGCCUUACUCAAGUGUAAACGAACUCGAAUCAAAAAUCGAAAGCUUGGAAAAUGAACUCAAAUCAAAAUCAAAAGAGUUAUCAAACUCAAAUCUUGUGAUUAAAGAUCUUGAAACCCAUGUCAAGAAUCUUGAGGAAGAGUUAGUGAAUCAAGAACACAGGUUUGAUGGUAAUCUUGAAGAACUUACACGUGGGAAGAUUGAAAAUGAGAAAAGGGCGAUUCGGGCAGAGGAAAAUUUGAGAAAAAUGAGAUUGCAAAACGUUAAUUUGGCUUCAAGACUUCAAGAGGAACUUAGAAGGCUGUCACAAAAAAUGGCUUCUGCAUUUGAAGUAAAUGAGAAAGCAGCCAUGAAAGCUAUGGAGGAAGCUGAUAAAUUAAGGGUAGAGAAACGGGUUCUUGAAGAUAUGUUUGUGAAAGUGAAAAUAGAUUUAUGGAAUUUUUGUGAUUGUUUUGAAGAAAAAAUUAUUGGCUUUUUGGAGGAAAUGAGUCUAAAGUUGAAACAGUUGGAGAAGAUGAAGGACCAGAUUGAAAAUAUGAAUGGGAUUUUGAGGGUAAAUGGAAAGAUGCAGAAUCUUGAAGUCUUGUGCAGAAAACUGAGAAAUCGCAGUGACAAUGCCAUUUAAACAUCAAGAAAGUUUUGACAAAUUAUUGAAGAAAAUGGUGUCUUUAAAGAGUUUAAAGUACAGAAACAGGUUGCAGUUGGAAGAAGAUCAUCACAUGUAAAUAUUUUUAAGGUUUUAGGUGUCUGUACAUAAUAAUUUUACUAUGAUAAUAUUAUGUGAAUGAUCUUUAUGAUUUUGUUUAGUUUUUCAUCGAGU